Molecule: messenger RNA, 1878 nt
Organism: Solanum lycopersicum (tomato)
Lineage: Eukaryota; Viridiplantae; Streptophyta; Magnoliopsida; Solanales; Solanaceae
Source: RefSeq, a predicted model, not a curated record
AUGUUGUUGGCCAGAAGUGCAUCAGUAGAUGAGGAAUUGAUGACCCGGAGAAACAGAAAGGGCAGAAAAUACCUCGUCCGUGACCAGGAAGCAGAUAACAGUGGCCCCGACCAUGAAGUAAUUGAGGAGGAUGAUGAGGAGGAAAUCGUCUACAAGCCUCUACUUCCGACUUUGGCAGAUCACCCCUACUUCACCAAAUCAAAAGGUCCUGCAGAUUACUUCCCCGAACCGAAUUCAGACAGAAGAAAUACCGCCAUGGGAGACAACAAUGAUGAAGUUAGCCUUACAGAUGUUGUGGUGGCUCAGCCCACCGUGGCAGAACAAAAUGAGCUAAUUGCGCAACUGAUGCAGCAGAUAGCAGAUAUGAGGGUCGAGAUGCAACGAAGGCAUGACACGCCUCCACCCGCAUUCAGUCCUAAUUUUAUCGACACAAGACCCCCUACGUACUUCCCCUCAUCCAACUUGGAUCCUACUCAGAACCAUCCGUCGACACCGGAGCAGGAGAAAGAGUGGAAAGCAAGGGAAGAAGCAAAGAUAGACAUAAAGGAAGGGAUUAAGAGGGCAAUGAAAGAGUUGCAAUGCGUUACAGAUGUUGCCGGAUUAAGCUACGCAGAACUGUGUAUCUACCCAGACUUGAACCUGCCUGAAGUGUUCAAAAUCCUGAAGUUUGAUACCUUCGGAGGGGUAGGUAACCCCAUGGCGCAUUUGAGAGCGUAUUGCGAUCAACACGUGGGAGUCGGCAAACAUGAACCUUUACUGAUGAGGUUCUUCGGAUGGAGUCUGUGCGGUGAGGCCCUGGCAUGGUUCACGUCACAUGAAGCUCGACAAUGGACCAGUUGGAGAACACUAGCUAAAGAUUUCAUUGAUAGAUUUGCAUACAACAUCGAGAUAGUCCUUGAUCGGUACUCUUUGGAGAAAAUAAAGCAGAAAUCCACAGAAAGCUAUUGGGAAUUUGCCUACAGAUUGAGGAAAAAGGAAGCGAGGGUGAGGCCUCCGAUGACAGAAAAGGAGAUUAUAGAGGUUUUCGUACGGGUGCAAGAGCCCGAAUAUUACGACAGAAUCAUUUUGUUGAUCGGAGCCAAAUUCGCCGAGAUAGUCAAAGUGGGUGAGACUAUCGAAGAUGGCCUGAAGUCGGGGAAGAUAGCCCGAGUGUCCGCAUCGCUUGGAUCUUCUGGACUUGUGAGGAAGAAGAGAGAGGAGGUUGCCGCUAUUUCAUACGGGGGAAUAAAGGUCCCCAAAAACUCACCGCGUCCUCAAGACUGCUCCAAGCCUCCACCAAAGUCUCACCAAGCCUAUCAUCCACAAUCCAAUCUUUCUGGCAACUACCAUGCUGUCCCCCGCUUAUCCAGAUUCUCAAAUUUUGUCAUAUCAAAAUCGACCCCCAAAUCCCCAAAAUUUUCCCUCCGUAUACCCAAAUUACCCCCAAGCUUAUCAAAUUCCUCAUUUUACCAGAAUGUCGCUCCCAGCUGCGCUAAUAGCGGGUAUGAUCCUUCUCACCCCAGGUUUGAGAAGAAUCCCUCCAGAAACUUUACCGCGCUGGCUGAAAGCAGAACCAAGCUGUUCGAAAGAUUAUCUACGGCCGGAUACAUCCACCCUGUGGGACCCAAGCCUGUGGAUGUCAACUCCAGAUUCUACAAACCGGAGCAGAGAUGUGCUUAUCAUUCCAACAGUGUUGGACAUGACACUGAAUACUGUAUCAAUCAUAAGCACAAGAUCCAAGAUUUGAUCGACCAGGAAGUGGUCUCCCUUCAGCAUGCGGCGCCGAACGUCAAUACAAAUCCGCUUCCAAAUCAUGGGGGUGGAAACAUCAACAUGAUAGAAACAAACGAAGAGGCGUGUGAAACCAAGAGGAUUACUCUUGUUGCACAGGAAGACUAG